AUGUCAUCUCCUAAGACAGCCGCUGCGACAGGGGCUAACGCUACACCGGCGGAGGGGUUCAAGGGGAGAGAUGACUUUAGGAGGGAGAAACAGUUACAAGAGGCCCGAAUGGCAGGUACGGCUGAUGCUGAAGUGGACGUCAACACGGGGAAGAUGAUUAACCCUCACAAUCCCCAAUUCAUCACUAAGGCCCCUUGGUACUUGGAACAGAAUCAGGGGCCCUCUCUGGCACAUCAACACGCUUGGAAUCUGAAGCAACAUGAUAACAAGGAUACGUACACUCGGGGGACCAAGGGGGACUUGAAAACUAAGUUCGCUAAAGGCGCUUGUGAAAAUUGUGGUUCUACUACGCACACUAAGAAGGACUGUUUCGAGCGGCCUAGGAAGAAAGGUGCCAAGUGGACUGGUCGAAAUCUGGCCUCAGAUGAUUAUGUUGAGAACCUCGAUAUGGACUAUGAUGCUAAACAUGACCGUUGGAGAGGGUAUGAUCCUAGUGAGUAUAUGGAGGUUAUAAAGAAUGCUGAUGAAGUCGAAGAGGCUCGCAAGAAAAAGGCCGAGGCGGAGGUGUCUAAGAGGCUGGCGGAGAAGAGGGCUGCUAGGCAGAGGCGACGGGAAGCAAUCGAGAGGAAAAGGGCGGCUAAGAAGGCUAAACUAGCUGAGGAGGGAGGGGAUGCUGCUACUGGGGAAAGCGAUGUCGACUCUGCUGCGGAUACUGAUUCUGAAUCAGAAGGAGAGGAAGACGCACUUGAUGAGGAAGGUGUGAAGGUGAAGGACUUCGAUGUUCAUGGUGCUGUGACUGAUGCCAAGGAUACCCAAACUCGUACCACUAGUCGUAACCUGCGUAUUAGGGAGGAUACUGCCAAGUACCUACUUAAUCUGGACCCUAAUUCGGCUUAUUACGACCCGAAGUCUCGGAGUAUGAGAGAGGACCCCUUUGCGAAAGGAGCGGCGGGAGAUUCCCUGUAUGCUGGUGACAACUUCAUGAGGGAGACGGGCCAGGCUGGGGAGAUGAUACAGCAGAGGGCCUUCGCUUGGGAAGCUUAUAAGGAGGGCAUUAAUGUUCAUGAUGUGGCUAACCCGACUUUGGCGGCUCAUAUGUAUAAAGAGUAUAAGGGGAAGUCUAAGGAUGUCCAAAGUGAAGAGAAGCAGAAGGUGUUGGAGCGGUAUGGUGGCGAGGAGCAUCUGCAUAUACCUGAUAAUGUCCUCAACGCUGAACAGGAGACCUAUGUGGAGUAUGAUCCAGUGGAUGGCUCGGUGAUUAAAGGUGCUGAGAGGGCUCUGCGGAAGUCAAAGUAUGUGGAGGAUGAGCAUGAGCUGAACCACAGUAGUGUGUGGGGUAGUUGGUUUGACAGGGCCAAGGGGAAGUGGGGCUACAAGUGCUGCCAACAGACCCUCCGGAAUGCGUAUUGUACGGCUUUACCGUCAGAGGGUACCAAAGCUUGAACUACUCCUCCUCUC
Perkinsus marinus ATCC 50983 is the source of this 1458-nucleotide messenger RNA. RefSeq names its product step II splicing factor, putative. NCBI's taxonomy places the organism in Eukaryota, Perkinsozoa, Perkinsida, Perkinsidae. Gene Ontology annotation, biological process: mRNA splicing, via spliceosome. Bases 1 to 1443 code for a protein of 480 amino acids. The transcript has 17 exons. The record is from RefSeq and is a predicted model, not a curated record. Gene Ontology annotation, molecular function: pre-mRNA 3'-splice site binding. Gene Ontology annotation, cellular component: spliceosomal complex.